This is a messenger RNA of Acytostelium subglobosum LB1, 2262 nucleotides long. RefSeq lists its product as hypothetical. Gene Ontology annotation, molecular function: voltage-gated chloride channel activity. The record is from RefSeq and is a predicted model, not a curated record. The coding region runs from base 1 to 2262 and encodes 753 amino acids. Gene Ontology annotation, biological process: transmembrane transport; chloride transport. NCBI's taxonomy places the organism in Eukaryota, Evosea, Eumycetozoa, Acytosteliales, Acytosteliaceae. The transcript has 4 exons. Gene Ontology annotation, cellular component: membrane.
AUGCGUUCGGUUGCAUCCGAUGCUGAUCUGUUCAACUUGGUGAUGCCAAAGACAGAGACGGCGGGCUUCAAGAACAAACAGGGUGGCAUUUCAAAACAGGCUAUCAAAUGGUCAAACUUCACCAGACUGAACAACUUUUAUAUAUGGCUAUUCCUUGCAACAGUCGGUCUAUGUGCCUCCAUCUCUCUUGUGGCCAUUGAUCUAAUCUUUAAGUUUGUUGUGUUUGCAGGCCGCGAGAAGUUUAUAACAUUGACAAGCAAUUACUUUGUUGAAUACCUCAGUUUCAUUAUAUGGACGAUCGCCCUUGCAUUGGGCUCGGCUUGCAUUUGUGUACAGUUCUGCCCUUCAGCGAUUGGUAGUGGCGUGCCAGACCUCAAGUCGAUCUUCUCUGGCUUUUGGAAUCCAAUGGUCGUCAAACCAAUCGUCGGUCUGCUCAAGACGAUCGGAUUGCUCAUGUCCUACGGAUCGGGCCUGUCGAUCGGCAAGGAAGGACCCUACAUUCACAUCUCUGCCAUCUUGGCCAACUCAUUGCUCAAUCUUGGACCAUUCAAGAACAUUGCACCAAACGAAACACAACGCAGUCAAUUGCUUGCGAGCUGCAGUGCACUUGGUGUUGCGGCCACCUUUGGUUCCCCAAUCGGUGGUGUACUCUUCAGUAUCGAAGUCACUGGCACCUACUAUCUGAUAUCAAACUAUUGGCGUGCCUUCUUUGCCAGCACAGUAGGUGCAGUCGGUAUCAAAAUCCUCUUGUCAACUCCAUCCAAUGAACUACUUGAAUCAUAUCGUACAACAUUUAAUGAUUUGAACUUGGUCACAGUACAAUUGUUGGCAUUGAUCAUCACUGGUGUACUUUGUGGUCUACUUGGAUCACUCUUCAUCUAUAUGUAUCAGAAGUUGUACACUUGGAAAAAACACAACAAGGAGUUUCUUCAAAAGCUUACACCAUAUGGAGAGGUACUCAUUGUAGCCGCCGUCACUGGCAUAAUCAAUUAUCCACUUCAAUUCUUGAGAUUGGAUCAUGCAAGUGCAGUACAUACUAUGUUCACAGCAUAUGGAGAUAAUAAUCCGGAGGAGUUGAAGAUAUGGACAGAGAGUAUGCCCUUCAAGAAUGGUAUAAUUCUUGCUUGCUUCCUCUAUAUUGUAGUCAAGCUGGUGCUGACGGCAGUGUCAAUCACGCUGCCCAUACCCUAUGGCAUUUACAUUCCACUGUUUGCAAUUGGUGCCGCCGUCGGCAGAUUCGUCGGCGAGAUCAUGAAGCUCAUUUUCCCUCACAUGACCGAUAUCUAUCCAACUGGCUAUGCGGUGGUCGGCGCGGCUGCGCUGUGUGGUGGCGCCACUCGAACUGUAUCAAGUGCGGUGAUCAUCUUGGAGCUCACGGGCAACCUCACAUACAUGGUGCCAGUUUUGGUGGGAGUGGUGCUGGCCUGUGGCAUUGGCAACCUCUUGAACCACAGUAUCUACGACUGCUUCCUCAGGAACAAAGGUCUGCCGUACUUGCCGUUCGUCAAGAUCAAGUCGGACAGCACCACGGCGCAGGACAUCAUGAACAGAGACCUCUACUACGUCACACAUCGAACGACGCUGGCGCAGAUCGAGGCCGUGCUUGAGAAGGUGAGCGAUGCAGGCAUCCCCGUCGUGGAGAGCGAGGAUGACUUCCACCUCAUCGGUACUAUAUCGAGGACCACUCUGGAAGAGGUCAUCUCGUACCACGAGCGUCUACACUCCUACGCGCAGAACAAAACACCGCUGGGCGGCACUGGUGGCGACACAAUCCUGACGAUUGGCGAGGACAUGGACGACAAUAGUUACAGCAGCGAGAAGGACCUACUGCAACCGUACGACAAUGAGAUGAAGGUGUUCUCAUCCACCAUCGACAACUACCCAGUGGUGAACGAGGAGAACGAAUCGGCGCCGUACGUGCCCAACGAGAGCGACAGUCUGCGAGCCAACACCGACGAUAUCCAAAUGUUGGGCUCGACGGCCAGCGACAGCAUGCGCAACAGCAACGAUGAGAUCAUCAGCCAGAGCAGCUCGCCCAGCCAGUCGGACAACUCAAUCGAUCUUGUGGGCAUGGAGCUGCAGAAUCCUUGGGUGAUCAUCGACAGCUCGCCAUUCCAAAUACCCGAGUCCACACCUGUCAGGAAGAUCGUGUUUAUGUUCAUGAUGCUGGGUGGCAAUGUAAUCUACGUGCUCAACUCUGGCAAGUUGGUGGGCGUCAUCUCCAAGAGUGAUUUGGUCAAGAAGCAUCAUACCAAUAAAUAG